AACAUUCACUGACCGAUUCACUGAAUUCAGACUGUAGCUACAGUCGUAACUAAAGUAUAAGUUGCGGAAUAAAUUUUUGCGCGAUUUGUAUUUUUUAAACUAAGUUUAACAUAAUAAUACUCUAACAAUACGUCAUUUACUAUAUAUUGACUAUUUCAUUCAUUCCUUUCAGCCAUAUCUAUAUAAUACUCGUAUAUUUAUUGUAAAAUAUUUACUGCAAAGAAAAAAUAUGGCAUCCGAGAAUAAUACUGGUGAUACCGCUUAUACCAAAUUUUAUACGCGGGAAGAAGUUGCUAAACAUAACGAUAGUAAAGAUCUGUGGUUUAUUAUUCACAAUAAAGUUUACAAUGUGACUCAAUUUAUAAGUCAUCCUGGUGGAGAAGAAGUUCUUUUGGAACAGGGUGGUCAAGAUUGUACAGAAGCUUUUGAAGACAUUGGUCAUUCAAGUGAUGCAAGAGAAUUAAUGGAGAUAUUUAAAAUUGGCGAAUUAGUAGAAGAAGAGAGAACACAAGGCAAUAGUGAAUUAACUGAUGUGUCUGACGUAGAUAAUUCUAGUUGCAGUGGUUCUUGGAGAUCGUGGCUGAUUCCAAUUGCUCUUGGGGUACUGGCGACUCUUGUCUACCGUUAUUUUAUUAAGGCACAUUGAAUUGUUCCCAAUAUUUGUUUUUUUUUUUUAAUUUGUAAUAUAUAAACAAUUGUUCGAAAUAAUUAAUCAAAGAAUAUUACAUAUAUUGCACAUAAUCACAGUUUUGUUUUAUGAUAUGAAAUUGCACACAUGAGCUGGCCUAGUAUAAAAACAUUUACAAAACAAAAAUUCAUUUGUUAUAUUUUCUGGAAUAUAUAAUCAUAAGUGUGCGUGUUUCAUACAUAUGUAAUAAUGUGAAUAUAUUAACUGUAAGUACAAAAAUAAAUUAAUUUUA
This is a messenger RNA of Frieseomelitta varia, 920 nucleotides long. It is a transcript of the gene Cyt-b5, whose product is annotated as cytochrome b5. Gene Ontology annotation, molecular function: heme binding. Lineage: Eukaryota; Metazoa; Arthropoda; Insecta; Hymenoptera; Apidae. Gene Ontology annotation, cellular component: intracellular membrane-bounded organelle; membrane. Bases 230 to 646 code for a protein of 138 amino acids. The record is from RefSeq and is a predicted model, not a curated record. The transcript has 4 exons.